This is a messenger RNA of Salpingoeca rosetta, 1938 nucleotides long. RefSeq lists its product as uncharacterized. The record is from RefSeq and is a predicted model, not a curated record. The transcript has 14 exons. NCBI's taxonomy places the organism in Eukaryota, Choanoflagellata, Craspedida, Salpingoecidae. The coding region runs from base 1 to 1938 and encodes 645 amino acids.
AUGAAGACGUUUGCAGCCAUCGUCUCCUCAACGCUGGCAGAAGUGCAGCUGUCCCCACUGCUGCGUGUGCCUGAAGCAGAGGCACCAGGGGACAAGAGCAGUGUCGGUACAGACAGCGCACAUGCACGCGGCAGCGAAAAGCAACAGCAGUCGGACGCUGAUGACGCUGCACACGACAUCAUGGCACUCCUGUUGAGAUAUGGAUCGGCAACCCAACCAUUGGCAUCACCAUCAGCAUCAAAACCACCAGCACAAUCAGCACAAUCAGCACAAUCAGCACCAGCGUCUGUGCAGGUUGAGGCCCUGCAAGCGUUGACGGCGCUCGUGUGUCGCCACCCGCGCGGCCUGACCCAUCUCUGGCCACGGCUCUCGCACUUGCUGCUGCAGCUGGCAGGCACAACGGCAGCACACGCGGGCGAUGAUGGUGAUGAUGGUGAUGAUGGUGAUGGCGAAGUGGCAUCGGUGCCGAAGAAGCAGCAGGUGCAGCCUCAGCAAGUGGUUUCGUCACAGGAUGAGGGAUUGAAUGCGGUUGUGGUCCCACGCAUGCUGAAGCUGGUGGAGGAGUUGGGACGAUUUCUGCAGACGGCGCCACAACUACAGCACAGCGCGGUUGUCUUCUGGGAGGCAUUCACGGAGAGCGCCCUGCAGGAGUGUAUUGAGAGCGACGUGCCGUUUGUGCGGUCAUGUGCGUGCGACUGCUUGGCCAGCAUCGGCAGCAGCGUGUUUGCCCGGCUUCAGGCGUGGAAGCAGCGCCACUACCAAGUGCUUCUGCUCGGGCUGAGCCGGGACCAGGCACCGCCAGUGAAGGCUGCGGCAGGGCGCGCACUCGGAUCAAUGGUGGCAUAUCCGCACCUUCAGCAGGAUGCCAUCUUCAUGUCGGAUAUGGUGGACGCGCUCGUUGGCGCAGCGCAGGACGACAACAUCACUGUUCGCGUCCGCGCCAGCUGGGCCCUCGGCAACUACUGCAAUGCGCUGGGUGCACUGCGCUCCCUCGGACAGCUCGUCCUGAACCGAAUCGUCAAUGCAGAGCAGUUGCAUCGCCUUCUGGACCUUUCUCUCGCCCUCUGCGAAGACAAGGACAAGAUUCGGGCAAAUGCGCUCCGGGCUGUCGGCGAACUGGCCCGCAUCCUUCCCACAGAUGAUCGCUUGUUCUUUGAGAAGUGCGUCACUGCCAUCGUCAACAACACCCACCGCCGCCCACCGAAGGUGCAAUGGAACGCGUGUCACGCUGCACGCAACGUUCUGCGCAACCGGGAGCUCAAAGCCAUCACCCCUGAGGCUGUGAUAAACCUGGUGGACACGCUGCUUGGGACCAUCGAGCACAACUCCAACUAUAAGGUGCGCAUUGGCGCUGCCGGUGCCCUGCGCUCGCUCGAUCGCUCGGACUGGACCAACCAGCACGCCUUUGCCGCCGCACUCGAGACCCUGUUGGCCACGCUGACACCGACUGGGCAGGCAAAGGACUUCAACGAGUACAGAUAUCGCGAAACGCUGCACAAGGAGGUUGCGCUGACGGUACAUGAGUUGUUGCUGUCGUCGCCACCUGAGACCCUGAAGGCGGCAUCACAAGUCCUUCACGACCAGUCGUCACAACUCUCCAUCAUGUUUGGCAUUCUGCGCCGCGAGCAGCAGAUGCAGCACGGCUCCCGCCCUGCCAGCAGAGAGGCGCCCAGUGCAGACAACACAAGCGACGGCGCGCGCAGCCACGACGAGCACCAGCACCAGCACCAGCAGGCUCGUGGAGGCGACGAUGACGGUCCUGAACAGUCUGAGGGCGGCAGCGGCGCUGAUAUCGCCAUUGAUGUUGAGGCGUUGGAAGCAAAGCUGGCUGGGAUCGUGGACGUGCCGGUGCAUGGAACGCGAGUGGCAAUGGCGCACGAACAGCAGAAGCAGAACGGUACAGCGAUGGAGGAAAGCGAGACGAAUGACGAGGACUAG